This is a messenger RNA of Tetrahymena thermophila SB210, 1236 nucleotides long. Its product is annotated as transmembrane protein, putative. The transcript has a single exon. NCBI's taxonomy places the organism in Eukaryota, Ciliophora, Oligohymenophorea, Hymenostomatida, Tetrahymenidae. The record is from RefSeq and is a predicted model, not a curated record.
AUGGCUGAAUCUCAAAAUACUAAAAAUUCAUAACAACAAUAACAAAGCUCUAGUUCUUCUAUGUAAAGCUAAUCAAGUAGCAGCAGCAGUAAAGAUUUUUUUAAUUUAUCAAAAACUUGCGGAGAUAAUUGCAGUAUUGUGAUUUUAGUAAUUAUGAUAUUACUGACAUUAAUUUUCUUUGGGAUAUUAAUUUAUUGCAAAUUUUUCAGAAAAACUCAAAAAGGUGGUAAAAAUAUUAUUGUUUAAGUGAAGGCAAUAUCAAUUAACUAAUCUGUAUUGGAACACGUCAGAUCGCUUUCUGAAAAGAAUAUGAAAAUGGGAAUAAAAACAAAAUCAUAAUAAUAAAUCUAUCCUCAUAAUGAAAGCAUUUAAGGUGAUGCAAGAACACAAAUAUAAUUAGAGCAAGAUUAUAAAAAUUUUCUAAAUAAUUAAGCAUUAAAUAAUAUUGCUAAUGGGAAACAAAUGUUGGAUUAUGAUAACAGUGUGCAAUUUUUUAGAGAAUCUUAAUAAAAUUAUUACUAUAAAGACUGUCAGUCACAAAAUAACCCUGAUUUUCAAAUGUAGUAUAAUAAUUAAAAUAUUUAACAUAAGCCAAUUACAGUCUCUUAAAUGUAAAUAAGGAAUGAUUAGCACGGUUUUUCUAAUAGCUAAAAAACUAGAUUUAUAAAAUCAGAGCAAGGAAAUUAUCCAAUUGAGAGCUAAAAUAUAUUUCCAGAUAAUCAGAGAAAUAACUCUAGCGUAUCAAAUAAAUAGUUAAACAAUGCUAACAAAAAGAGUGGACUUAUUCUCAAUGACUACAAAAACAAGAGUUAAAAUCUCUAAAAUUUAUAGAUUAUAAAUAAUAACCCACAAACAAACACCAACCCAAACCUAUAAAUUUAAAAUACAGAAAAAAUAAAUGAUAAAUAAUUUAAAUAUGGUAAAGUUAGACUUGCCAGCUUAAAUCCUUAAGGAAUUAAGCAUUAAAUGGAAACAGUUAAAGAAGAUUAAAAUGAAUUAACCUCAAACACAAAAGCAAUUGAAGUUAAUAAGAAGUAUAGAAGAAAGUUAAAUAUUUAAAAAUAAAUUUAAAACGAUCCUUCAAUUCUGGACUCAUCUUUAAACAAUAGCGUCUAAAAUCCUGAAACCUCUAUGUAGCUUAACAAUUCUAUCCUAAAUUAAUUACAAUUUAGUUGCAAAAACUAGAAUUCUAAGUUACUUGGUGACUAUCUAGAAGAAUAGUAAAUUAAUAUGUGA